AUGUCUACACCGAAAAAUUCUUCAAAUUCUGACACUGAUGUAUGCUCGAUUUGUUUGGGUGCAUUAGUACAACCAGGCAUGGAUCUAUUUAAAACUGCAUGUCAACAUCAAUUUCAUUUUGUUUGUUUGGCAAAAAGUGUUGAAGCACAAAAUCAUGAAUGUCCACUCUGUCGAACUCGACUGGAUUCUUUGAGCCAAAUUAUCCAGACACCAGUGCAAAGUACAUCUGCACCUGUUCAAGUUCCUAUACAAGCUGCUGCUACGCCAUCGUCUACAGCUUCUGGAUUUUGGUCUACAUUGAGAAGAUCGCUUAGUAAUGCAUAUAGUUGGCUAUCAUACUCGAACUCAUCGGAAGAUUUGGUUGAUGAAGCAGCUGUUCGUGCUCUAUCAGCUCGAAUCCAAGCUGCUCGUCAACGAGCAGCUAAUGGUACAACUGAACUUGCAUUGAUUACAACUACAACUACGUUAGAAUUUGGUGGUCAAGUAUCAACAGAAGCCUCCAAUAUCUAUGGAAUGGUGACACUCAAAGCACCUUCUCUUCUUCCGAUUACGGCUAGCGAAAAGGAACUCAAUGAAUUACGUGUUCCAAUCGAUCUCGUAUGUGUUGUUGAUCAAAGUGGAUCAAUGCAAGGAGAGAAAAUUGCAUUACUGAAAAAGACUUUGGAUUAUAUUAUCGAUCAAAUGAGUUCACUCGAUCGAUUAGCGAUUGUUUCUUUUGAUACUAAAGCAUACGAUCGAUCUAACGGUCUUAAUAUGAUGUCACACGCAAAACAACAAACUCUUCAUACUGCAGUUGCACAGAAUAUUCAUGCCGAUGGUGGCACUUAUAUUGGUUCUGGUCUCGAAAUGGGUAUUCGAAUGUUAAUCAAUCGUCGAACGAAAAAUCCAGUCGGAGCCAUGCUUCUUCUCACUGAUGGUCAAGAUAAUCAACAUCAUGAUUAUUCUCAACUAAUGCGAACUCUACCUGAUGGUGUCGUUUGUCACACAUUCGGCUAUGGACUAGGACAUAGGGCAGCAUUGCUAUCUCAAUUGGCAGAGCAAGGACAUGGAGGAACUUUUACCUUUAUUGAUCAAGUCGAUUCAAUCGCUCUUGCUUUUGCUACUGCUCUUGGUACUCUCUUUACAUGUGUUGCACAGAACUUGAAUGUGAAACUCGAGUUCGAUGGUUCAUAUGCAGUCACACACUCGCAUUCUAUCUAUAGACAUGAACCUGUCCAAUUACCAUCUUCACAAGUCACAUUCAAACUUAAUGAUCUUAAUAGUGAGGAAAGUCGUAAUCUUGUCUUUCAAUUAAAUGUACCUGUACUUGUCGAACAACCGAAUAAUAAUGAUAUCAUUGGUCGUGUAUCAAUCGAAUAUACUGACGCAAUUAAUGGCCGUCAAAUUCACACACCAACGAUACCAUUUCUACUUGCACGUCCUGCUCAACUGACUCCUGACUCACCAUUGCUUGUUGUAAACUAUGCACUAGAUUUACAACGUAAUCGUGCAGAAACAAGUCGUGUUUUGAAAGAAGCAGUCAAUGAAUCAAACUACGAACGUGCUCGAGAAUUAUUAAAUGCACAAUCGGCAAAAAUUCGAGCGUCGGUAUCAGCUCAAGAUCCACUAUGUCAACAAUUAAUACGCGAUUUGGAAUAUCAGUAUACAAGUCAAUAUGAAUUUGGAACAACCAUGACUAAUAUGUAUAUGCAGCACGGACAAGAACGAUUCGCUUAUUCAACAGCUACAACAUUUAGUUCAAAUUGUUAUAUGACAUCGGGUCAAGAACGUUUUCGAUCGCUUGCACGUAAAUAUAAUUAA
Rotaria sordida is the source of this 1800-nucleotide messenger RNA. The record is from the annotation of a GenBank genome assembly. Lineage: Eukaryota; Metazoa; Rotifera; Eurotatoria; Philodinida; Philodinidae.